Molecule: messenger RNA, 990 nt
Organism: Penaeus chinensis
Lineage: Eukaryota; Metazoa; Arthropoda; Malacostraca; Decapoda; Penaeidae
Product: macrophage mannose receptor 1-like
Exons: 6
Coding region: 9-932 (307 amino acids)
Biological process (GO): biological process involved in interspecies interaction between organisms
Cellular component (GO): external side of plasma membrane
Molecular function (GO): carbohydrate binding
Source: RefSeq, a predicted model, not a curated record
ACUACACAAUGUGGCAAACUGUGAUCACAUUAUGUCUGCUCGCAAAUCUCUCUGGAGUUCGCGCAACUUGCACUUACCCUUAUGUGGCAGUGGGGGAAAAGUGCCUCUUUUUUGCAACAAUGGCCGAUAUACAGUACAGUGAAGCUCGUCAGAUGUGCCACUCGAUGGGCGGAGAACUGGCGGCUGUUUUGACUGCUACUCAGUUCAAGGACAUUGUCUAUUAUAUCUAUGAUUACGGUUAUUCUGGUCAACACUUUUGGCUCGAUGGCACGGACUCGGCGGUGGAGGGCCAGUGGCAGACGUCGGCUGGGCUUCCAUUACCCAUGGGCACACCCUUCUGGGCAACGACCUACGGUAAUAUAGAACCAAAUAACAAAGAGAAUGAAGACUGCCUGGAAAUACACCCUGCAAGAAAUUAUUAUAUGAAUGACAUAACCUGUGAUGCGAUAAAUUCACCUUUAUGUGAGGAGGACGUAGUAUCUUCUUCCAGGAAUGUGACAGCACCCACAUCCUGUCCCAGGCCAUACGUGGAGCUCGCUGGCCUCUGCCUGGCGUUCAUCACAUGGGCGGACCAAGGCUGGGCAGAAGCGCGUCAGACGUGUCAUGGGCUGUCAGGAGAGCUGGCAGCCCUCACCGAUAUUGAGCAGCUGAGAGCAGUCUAUCUGUACCUGCACCAGGAAUCAAUUGCCUUUGACAGUUUCUGGCUCGGGGGCUCUGACAUCGAGCAGGAAGGAAGCUGGAAGUGGACGGAUGGGGAACCCGUCAUCAUGGGAACUCCUUUCUGGGGAUUCAAGGAGAAUAUUAACAGCCAACAGCCUCAAGGAGGAACCGCAGAAAACUGCCUUUAUCUCGACGCUCAGGCUGGCCAUUACUUCUCUGAUGGGGAUUGCGAACUGUUGCUGAAUCCCCUGUGCAUGCUGGAAGGACAGUAAAGGGGGUAUAGAAACUGUAAAAAAACACUGCUGAAAGAAAGAGUAACCUGCAUUGUGA